Mesoplodon densirostris (Blainville's beaked whale) is the source of this 2814-nucleotide messenger RNA. RefSeq names its product mitogen-activated protein kinase 8 (gene MAPK8). Gene Ontology annotation, biological process: JNK cascade; protein phosphorylation. The coding region runs from base 140 to 1423 and encodes 427 amino acids. Gene Ontology annotation, molecular function: ATP binding; JUN kinase activity. The transcript has 12 exons. Gene Ontology annotation, cellular component: nucleus; cytoplasm. NCBI's taxonomy places the organism in Eukaryota, Metazoa, Chordata, Mammalia, Artiodactyla, Ziphiidae. The record is from RefSeq and is a predicted model, not a curated record.
GAGCAGCGCUGGGUAACGGCCACGACGACCGCCAAGACGGCGCCGGUUCCCGCCGCCGGGCUUUCCUGUCGCCAUUCGUUGCGCUUCCGGCUUCUUGGUGAAUUUUUGGAUGAAGCCAUUAAAUUAAUUGCUUGCCACCAUGAGCAGAAGCAAGCGUGACAGCAAUUUUUAUAGUGUAGAGAUUGGAGAUUCUACAUUCACAGUCCUGAAACGGUAUCAGAAUUUAAAACCUAUAGGUUCAGGAGCCCAAGGAAUAGUAUGUGCAGCUUAUGAUGCCAUUCUUGAAAGAAAUGUUGCAAUCAAGAAGCUAAGCCGGCCAUUUCAGAAUCAAACUCAUGCUAAGCGUGCUUACAGAGAGCUAGUUCUUAUGAAAUGUGUAAAUCACAAAAAUAUAAUUGGCCUUUUGAAUGUUUUUACACCACAGAAAUCCCUAGAAGAAUUUCAAGAUGUUUACAUAGUCAUGGAGCUCAUGGAUGCAAAUCUUUGUCAAGUGAUUCAGAUGGAACUAGAUCAUGAAAGAAUGUCCUACCUUCUCUAUCAGAUGCUGUGUGGAAUCAAGCACCUUCACUCUGCUGGAAUUAUUCAUCGGGACUUAAAGCCCAGUAAUAUAGUAGUAAAAUCAGACUGCACUUUGAAGAUUCUUGACUUUGGACUGGCCAGGACUGCAGGAACUAGUUUUAUGAUGACACCUUACGUAGUGACUCGCUACUACAGAGCACCUGAGGUCAUCCUAGGGAUGGGCUACAAAGAAAACGUUGACAUUUGGUCAGUUGGGUGCAUCAUGGGAGAAAUGAUCAAAGGUGGUGUUUUGUUCCCAGGUACUGAUCAUAUUGAUCAGUGGAAUAAAGUUAUUGAACAGCUUGGAACACCAUGUCCUGAAUUCAUGAAGAAACUACAACCAACAGUAAGGACUUAUGUUGAAAACAGACCUAAAUAUGCUGGAUAUAGCUUUGAGAAACUCUUCCCUGAUGUACUUUUCCCAGCUGACUCGGAACACAACAAACUUAAAGCCAGUCAGGCAAGGGAUUUGUUAUCCAAAAUGCUGGUAAUUGAUGCAUCUAAAAGGAUUUCUGUAGAUGAAGCUCUCCAGCACCCAUAUAUCAACGUCUGGUAUGAUCCUUCUGAAGCAGAAGCUCCACCACCAAAGAUACCUGACAAGCAGUUAGAUGAAAGAGAACACACAAUAGAAGAGUGGAAAGAAUUGAUAUACAAAGAAGUUAUGGACUUGGAGGAGAGAACCAAGAAUGGAGUUAUACGGGGGCAACCCUCUCCUUUAGGUGCAGCAGUGAUCAAUGGCUCUCAGCAUCCAUCGUCAUCAUCGUCUGUCAAUGAUGUGUCUUCAAUGUCAACAGAUCCGACUUUGGCCUCGGAUACAGACAGCAGUCUAGAAGCAUCAGCUGGACCUCUGGGCUGCUGUAGAUGACUACUUGGGCCUUGUGGGGGUGGGAGGGAUGGGGAGUUGUUUAGUCAUUGAUAGAACUACUUUGAAAACAAUUCAGUGGUCUUAUUUUUGAGUGAUUUUUCAAAAACGUAGAAUUCAUUUUGUAGUAAAGUAGUUUUUUUUUUUAAUUUCAAGUGAUGUAAUUUAAAACUUAAGUUGUGUUUUAAAACAGCAACAAAACUAUUUUUGCUGUAAUUAACUGUAUAAUGUAAACCUAAUUAUUUUAUCAUGGUUUAAAAUUUUUGCAUAUUUGCUUUAUCUUAUGCUGCUGAUUUUUUUUUUACUGAAUUUGUAAGAUUUUGUUUAUCAAAGCAAUUAUUAUGUGGUGACUUGCCUAUAUCAUGAAUUAUUUAAGAUUUUUAUAGUUUUUUUAUUAGAAUUUAUUCAAAUGUUUUGUUCAUGAUGCUAUCCUUUAGGGUUAUGUGCUUAUCAAUGAAAUAACCCCAGAGGAGUGAGGGAAAAUAACCUGUAGCCAGUUAUAUUCAGGAAUAACUACUGUAAAUGAUGAACGUGUUAAAAAAAACCUCCAAUAUUUGCUACUUGCCAAUUCUAAUUUAGUUACAACAAUUGGUAGGUAAUCCUACAUGAAUUUUGGCAAAAGCCCCAUCAUCUAAAUGGUAGAAUAACUCAGAGCAUGUCUUUGAAGAUGUUGGGCAUCUACCACCACCCUCCUAUCCCCCAUCCUACCCACCAAAAGUAAAGUAAGAGAAUAUGGUGUUUUCUGCAAAUUUGGCAUGCUCAAAGCUUAUGAUCACAUAAAAUCAAGAGGAUACUUCAUGAAUAAUACAUUUUAAUGGAAAUAAACAGAUGGUUCACCUUUACUAGCUAUGAGCCUGUUCUUGUAUACACUGAGUUAAUCUCCUCAGGCUGUAGGUCCCAGCAAUGAUCUAGAGUCUGGUCUUUCUCUUUCCUGCAGCCUCGGGCCCUUGGACCUAUUCGGUUUCUUGUUAGAGUGUCAGUCAGUUGAGCACCAGUUCUCAGGGUGUUUCUGGCCAUUUGAUUCUACCUGUGGCAUAAUCAUAUUUAUACUAGCUGUUGGGAGGUUGCAAAGCCUACUUAGAUUUCUGUAGGUGAUGUAUAAAAUGAGCAAUAUACCGUUCAUCUGAAAAUAGUAGCACACAGCCAUAUAUAGGAUAUCAUUUUCUAAGGACUGUUUCUUCACAUUGAGCAGAGCAGGCAUAAUUGGUGGUUAUUUAGUCUGAGUCUUUCAUUUUUUUAUACCUGAUUUUCAAUAAAACACACAAUGUGGAUGUUGAACAGUGUAAGAAUGGUGCUGCUCCUGACAGUUGUAUGUUAACUGUUUACAUUUUAUAUCUGCAGAAUUAUUUCUCUAUAACUGAAUUUUUCUUAAGUAAAAUGUCAUUGAAGUCUCA